UAUUUUGGCGUCAAAGUUUUUAUCUUAAUUGUUUUACCUACUAUUUUUUUGUCAUGACACCUAGGACAAAAUGUAUUUAAAACAACCCACAAAGAAGUGGUUUUGUAGUUUCUGUUGGAUUUGCAUUCAAGAUGAAGCUUUUGGUGGUGGUUAUUUUUCUUAUUCCAAGCUUGGCUACAGCUUUUCGGUUCCAUCAAAGACCAAACAUUUAUGUUUGUCGAAAAAGAGGAAUAAAUUGUAUUAAUGAGAACACAUUUGUUUUUUGUAGAGGAUUUUUCCAACAUAUACUUGUUGACAAAUAUUCUUUUCAGUGCCCAGAAGGUUACUUAUGCUCAAAUAAUUCUAAAUUUACUUGUAUUGAAGAUCCAGACUAUAAAAAUGAUUCAGACGAAAGCGGUGAAAUUAGCACAACUGAAUCUGACGUGGUUGUUACUUUUGUUAGUUCAAAAAAACCGAUAGAUCACAGUACUGAAGAAAAUCAAGAUUCAGAUGAGAGUGGAGAAACAGAACCCGAACCAGUUUCGACAACUGUAGAAACAACAGAAGAUGAUAUCGAUAGUGCAGAAAAAGAAGAUAUAACAUCAUUUAUUCCUGAAUCUACAACAUAUUCACCAGAAUCAUCAGAAGAGAAUGAAACCACUGAUCAAAGUGAAGAAAAUAAUGCAGAUGAAGCUAUUGACGAUAAUGACCAAAAUAUUAACAUUGAGCCUAAGUGUACAUCGGUCGAUGAAACCUUCCCAGGGCCUUCUUGCUCCAAGUACUACAAAUGCCAAAGUAUGUUAAUAUGGACUUUCCCCGUGUUGCAACUUUGCGAAGACGGGAAAAGUUUCGACACUGCAACAUCUAGUUGUGUGCCAUCGUCCGAAAGCGAUUGUACCGAUUAAUUAUUCUAGAAAUCCUUUUAUGGCUGCAAUAAAAGGUUUAAAGUUUUUCGUAGGCGAUCAUUAUUACGUUGUGUGAAUAAAUUGUUUUAAAUUCUA
Molecule: messenger RNA, 980 nt
Organism: Tribolium madens (black flour beetle)
Lineage: Eukaryota; Metazoa; Arthropoda; Insecta; Coleoptera; Tenebrionidae
Exons: 8
Coding region: 132-884 (250 amino acids)
Cellular component (GO): extracellular region
Molecular function (GO): chitin binding
Source: RefSeq, a predicted model, not a curated record